CAUUCAGCAACAAAUCUUCAACCAAGUGAGCUAUUUGAGGAUUGUUCCAGAGCGAGGACAGGGCAGAAACUUGCUGUCGCAUGGUUCUGAACUCGUCUGCUCGGGAGGGUCUUCUAGCACCUCGAGCAUCCACUGCCAGUGGUGGUGCUGGGUUCCGGCGGCUCACUUUUGUGCCGGCGACUAAACCCGAUGCCCACUCGGCUCCCGUUGGAGUGGACCUCAUUCCCUUGAACGAGGUCCCAGAGAUGCCCGGAAUUCCUUCGGGCAAAGCUGGGCCGGGUCCAUCAUCACUGGCCGCGGCGGCAGGGCCCAAGCAGCAGCGUGAGCUGUUUCGGGAAGCGGACCUGGUGCACCGAUGGACAACCAUUCGGAAUCGGGGCGCUGGCCUUCACAACCUCGGAAACACGUGCUUCAUGAACAGCGUUCUGCAGGCGCUCACACACACGCCGCCGCUCGCGGAGCUGCUGGCGGGGCCGCGCGGCGAGCGGCUGGUGCGGGAGGUGUCGGGCGGCGCAGCGGGAGGCGGCGGGGGCGGGGGCGGUCAAACGUUUGACCCGGUGGCGCUGAUGGCGCAGCACGUGCGGCGCGCGCUGUGCAGUCACCAGAUGGUCAUGUCGCCCAAAGGCCACGCGGCGAGCCUGCGCCUCAUCAACAAGCGCUUCCGCCUGGGGCGCCAGGAGGACUCCCACGAGUUCCUGCGCUGCCUGCUGGACGCCAUGCAUGAGGCCUGCCUGCGCCGCUUCCGGCCGGCCAAGCCGCCGCCGGAGCUGGCCGCAACCACCUUUGUGUACCGCAUCUUUGGCGGCCGACUCAAGAGCCAGAUCGAGUGCGACGGCGUUGACUACGUCAGCCGUACCUUUGACCCCUUCCUGGACCUCAGCUUGGAGAUCAACCGCGCGGCUUCGCUGGAGCGCGCGCUGGCGGCCUUCACGGCAGCCGAGGUGCUGGACGGCGCCAACAAGUACCGCUGCCCCAAGAACAACAAGCUGGUCCGCGCCACCAAGCGUAUCAGCAUUGAGGACGCGCCCAACGUGCUGACCGUGCACCUGAAGCGCUUCGAGUACGGCGGCUUUGGCGCCAAGAUCAACAAGCACGUGGCCUUCGGCACCGAGCUCAACCUGCGGCCCUACAUGAGCGCCACCAAGGGACCGGCGCUGAUGUACGACCUGUACGGCGUGCUGGUGCACCACGGCUACAGCGUCAACAGCGGCCACUACAUCUGCUACGUCAAGGCGGCCAACGGGCUGUGGCACGUGUGCGACGACCACCGCGUAGCCGCCGUCGGCGAGCGGACGGUGCUCGACCAGCGCGCUUACAUCCUCUUCUACAUCCGGCGGCACCCGCGCGUCGCGCCCGGAGCAGCAGGAGAGGGAGGAGCCGAGGCAGCGGCCAAGCAGGCGGCGGUGCAGGAGGCGGCGGCGGCCGCGCUGCGCGCGGCGAAGGCGGGCGCGGCGGCGGGCAGCGCGGAGGCGGUGGUGGCGGGGGCUGGCGAGCGGCCGGCGAAGCGCGCAAAGCAGGAGGCGGCGGCGGCGGUGGCGGGGCCGACACCGCUUGCGCUGAUGCUUGCGAACCUUGAGGAGCAGCGGCAACUUGCGGGUAAGGCCGCUGGUCCCGCGUCCAAGGCGCAGGCGGCGGCAGCAGCAGCAGCGGCCGCCGCCGGCGCCGCGAACGGUACGGCAGCCGUCGCGAACGGUACGGCAGCUGUCGUGAACGGGCAUGCGGCCUCGGACGGCACAGAGGCACCCGGCGCCGCGGCGGGGACGAGUAAGCGGAAGCUGGAGGCGAAGCGGCAGCAACGCGAGGAGGUUGGGGCCGGGUCGGAAGAGGUUGCCGGCCCGGCCACGGCGAACGGGCACGCGCGAGGGCGGGCGGACAUUGGGUCCAGCGAUGAGGAGGCGGAGCAGGCGGCCUCUCGACGACGCAGCGAGUCACACGCGUCUGCGUCAGGGCGAGUCGAUUCUGACGGCGGCAGCACCCAUACGGCCAGAUCCGGAUCUAACUUGCUCCACGGCGACCAACAGCAGCUGCUGCGGGUGCUGCGCGCCACGUCAUUAGGUCUGGCGCAGAAGAGCAGCGUUUGGUUCGCUCGGGCGGGUCAGCUGCGGCAUGUGUCGGCGCCGCCGCCUGCGGCGGCGGCGGCCAACGGCCACGGCCACCACCUCAUCAACGGGCGCUUGCUACGCCGGAUGCUGAACGCGAAGCGGGCGGCGGCAGAAUCAGACGGAAGCGACAGUGGAGAGGAGGCGGCACCGUCGACGGCAGGGCGCCGGCUUGCGUCGGAGGCAAUGGGCUUGACGCGGCAAAACGCCGCCGAUGCGCUGGCGGGCAUGGGCGGCAUUAGUAAGAAGAAGGUGAAGCGGUUGGGCGCCAUGCUGGUGGAGCGGUUGGGGGCCGUCGUGGCGGCGGCGGCAGCCAACCGCGCGGCGGAGGCGGGGGCUGAGGAGGCGGUGCCUGGGGAUGGGGAAGGGGAAGGAUCGAUCAAGGGGCGGCGGAGGCGGCGAGAGGCGGCGGAGGCGGCUGUCGCUGUGGAGGGAGGUCAGGCGGCUGCUGGUGCGGACGGCGACGGGCUGGUCGGCUUGAAGCGGAAACGGCGAGCUGCUGCAGCGGCGGCGGCAGCGGAGGUGGCGGUGGAGACAGCAGAUGGGGAGCAAGAGCAGGCGCGGGAAGCGCGCCGGAAGGACAAGCGGGAAACGGCGCAGCGCCUCAAGCCGCAUCAGGAGGAGCAAAUGGAGGAGCGGGCAGCGGCGCCGGGCCGGCGGCAAGCAGCGGAGGCUGCGGCUGCCCAGGAGGACGACCCCAAGCCUAAGAAGCAGCGCAAGCCUGCCGCUGAUGCCGGCGCAAUGGAGGCGGAUGAGGGCGCGGCGGCCGGGUCUGCAAAGCAAGCAGCGGCGCAGGUGCAGACGCGCAAGGCGGCGGCGGCCGCCGCCGCGGCAGCAGCGGCCGUGGCAGCGCCGACGAGCGACGAGCCAGCGCCGCCGGCCCACGCCAAGCCCGUGCAACAGCGGCCGCCGGCCGGCAAGGCCGCGCGCGUGACGGAGGAGCUCACAGGGCAUGACGCGCUGGCGUGGCUCACGGGCGGCGGCGGCGCAGCGGCCGGCCGCGCGGCGGCGCAGGCGCGCGGCGCUGGGGAGGACGGUGCGGGCUGGGACGGUGAGGGCGAGGACGGCGAGCUGCGGCGGCAGGCCGCGCGGCUGAACCGCGAUCUGGCGGGGCCGCGCCGCCGCGUUCCGACCGGCGGCCGUCUGUACGAUGGCUGGGAUCAGGAGUACGACAAGGGCCGUACGAAGAAGGUGCGCAGCCGCCACGACGGCGAGGAGGGCGACGGCGAGGACGGUGAGGGCGGGGGCCGGCGAGGCGCGCUGCUGCGUGGCGGCAAGAAUAUGUUCCAGAAGGCGGCGACGGAGGGGUGGCGGAGUGACAGCAAGUCCGGUCCAGGCAGUGCAGAGCGAGGGGAGCGUGGAGAGCGCGGCCGGGGUGGCAGCCGUGGCCGCGGCCGGGGGCCGCCUGGCCGCGGCCGGGGAGGCUUCGGCGGCCGGGGAGGCGGCCGGGGUGGUGGCCGGGGCGGUGGUCGCGGCGGCUUUGGUGGCGGCCGGGGUGGCGGCCGCGGCGGCUUUGGUGGCCGCGGCGGCGGCCGGGGUGGUGGCCGCGGCGGUGGCCGUGGUGGUGGCCGCGGCGGCCGCGGAGGCCGGGGUGGUGGUCGCGGUGGAGGGCGUGGCGGCGCGCGGGAUUAGGGGCCCGCAGGGCGCACACGCACGCGGCCGGCCGGUGCCCAGCAUCCGCCCUUGGGCGCGUGUCUGAUGGCUGCUGUGCACUGUUCCCUGGCAGUGGUUGGAACGGCUAGAGCUGGAACGGCUAGAGCGCAGCGUUACAGCGGAUGAUGUGUGUAUGGUAUUAUUGCAUCAGCAAAUGAAUGAGGCAGCGGGGAUUACAUGCUGGGACCUGCACAUCUCCAUACGCAUGAACGAGUUUUCCUUUCAUGGUUUGCACGGGUGGUGCCGUGCCCGCGUUCAUGUCUGCAGUCAUAUGCAACGGACACUAGAUGGCAACAAUCCGUCUGACAGGGCGCAGGGACAGUGAUGAUACGGUGUUGUCGAGUGGUGGCCUGCUGGGCCUCCGGACGGGUGACACCUACGGCGCAGCAGCGCCACGGCGUUUGGGGUUUGCUUGCUUGAUUGUGGGGGCAAGGCUCCGUGUGCAACGCUGCUUUGUACGCUGGGUUGCGAGCAGCGGGCAGCGUUCAUUCGCACAGCGCCUGUAACUGUCGAUUACC
This is a messenger RNA of Chlamydomonas reinhardtii, 4270 nucleotides long. RefSeq lists its product as uncharacterized. The coding region runs from base 81 to 3731 and encodes 1216 amino acids. Gene Ontology annotation, cellular component: cytosol; nucleus. The record is from RefSeq and is a predicted model, not a curated record. The transcript is spliced from 9 exons. Gene Ontology annotation, biological process: protein deubiquitination. Gene Ontology annotation, molecular function: cysteine-type deubiquitinase activity; cysteine-type endopeptidase activity. NCBI's taxonomy places the organism in Eukaryota, Viridiplantae, Chlorophyta, Chlorophyceae, Chlamydomonadales, Chlamydomonadaceae.